Messenger RNA from Macrobrachium nipponense, 2205 nucleotides. RefSeq lists its product as uncharacterized. The record is from RefSeq and is a predicted model, not a curated record. NCBI's taxonomy places the organism in Eukaryota, Metazoa, Arthropoda, Malacostraca, Decapoda, Palaemonidae. The transcript is spliced from 5 exons. The coding region runs from base 232 to 732 and encodes 166 amino acids.
UACCAGGUGAGCUUGGCUCCUGUGAACACACACACUGACACACGCACGCCGCCUCGGCCUACUAGGGAGUCCAUCCUUCUCCCCGGACAGCCAGCAAUAAGACAAGUUAUCACACUUGAAGGAUUUAAGGAUAAAAAAUAUCAUCUUCUGAACAACAACAACGCAUCAACAGACGUCUAUAACGUGUUAACGAUACUUUAUUAUUAAAGUCAGUAGAAGAAAAGAUCAGAGAUGGAACUGACGAUGGUCAUGAAGUGUUGCCUUUUACUGGUCGUUUCCUGCGCUCUCUUAACCACUCCGGUGACUGCCCGACCUAGUCACAGACAAAAACGGGUGAGUGAUCAGCGCCUCGCCGAACUGGAAACGCUUUUGGCCCUUGCCAGGAUGAAAAACCGAAAAUUUGUGACGGUACCAGUAGGCUACGGCCUCAUUGACGUUCACCAGAUUGGUCGCCGAAAGCGCUCGGAGCCCCUCGAAAUCGGACACCAAGACGCAUCCAGCAGUGACUACGACCAGGCCGACGUGCAGCACGCGUUCUCCUCAGCGGAUUCGGACUCGGUUAAAGAAGAGCAGUUUCUGGGCAGGAACUACUCCGACGACGAGGAGUCCAGCGAAGUGGAGGAGAGCGGGAAGGACCGGACGGGCUAUAUGCUUGCAGGAUUAAGACACGGGCCUCGAGCCGCUCUCUUCUUGGGCAUGAGGGGCCAGCAGCAGCAUCCCAGAUUCAUCUAGAUCCUGCCGGAGGAAGAAGAUGUUAAUAUCUGCCAUUAAUUUAUUCAGUCUAGUCAGUUGUGUUUCUCUGUAUUUCGUCCGCCCUUAGAAAGUUCCCGCCAUGAUUCUUAGUGCCCGAGGAAGCUGCAGUGAGCGAAACAGUUCGAUAAAAUUGAAGUCGAAUGGAUUGAUUGAUUGACUGAUUGGUGUCAAACCAGCGUUACCACAACUAAGCUCACCAACGCCGAAGAAUAACCGAUGAAUACGUCCCAAGGAUGAUGAAUUAUCAAUAACAGCUGAUUUACGAGAAGAAGCAGAGUCAAUUUAAAAAGGAAAUGAUGGAAAUCCGAAGUCGAUGAUUUCUGCAUUUCUAAGGUCAUUCGUUGGUUAUCCGAGUUCCCUUUCAAUACAAACUUUCAGGUGGCACGGGCUCCUUCCCCCUCAGAGUAGGAGUUCUACAAACAUCAGCCAGUAGGUACUCGACAAUUAUAUCCCCACGUAUCAGAAACGAGGGUGUAGUCAUUUCAUAAUUGAUCAGUCUUUAUCUCCCUUAGACGUAGCAUUCUCUUCUGUGUGGCCAGUGUUAAGAAUAAUGUGGCAGAGAGAGAGAGAGAGAGAGAGAGAGAGAGAGAGAGAGAGAGAGAGAGAGAGAGAGAGAGCCAAUCUAUUGCAGUGAGAACAAAAAUUCAUUUCAUUGCAAAGUUAUGGAACUUGCGUUGUGCGUCUGAAUUGUAUUGUUACUUUCUUUCACUUCUUAAUUGGACCCAGAAGACAAAUCCUUCGCAUAGAUAUCAUUGGAGAGCUGCAGUGGCUUUGUCAUUCGUUUUAAGCUAAUGACUUUACAAACGCUAUUUACAAUUCCUGAAAGUCAGAAAUAUUAAUAUUAACAAGAAGAAUUUGAAGAAUAUCUUAUUUCAAUGUUUACAUGGAGUACCAAAAACAAGAGAUUAUCUAGUCUGUAAUAUAAAAAGACUAUAAUUUGGAAAUGAUCUUGUUUUCCAAUAGUAUUACAUCAGGAACUUGAAAACCAAAGACACUCCUAUGAAGCGGAUAUUCCAACUUUCUCCCCAUGCCAAUUUGGUAUAGGUUGCUGGCUUUGUGCUUAAUAAUUCCACUCAUUUGUUCUAGACAUUUUUGGAAUACCUUGCUUGAAAUACUUGUCCUUCAUACCGUCUGAAGUUUCUGAUUGUUCAAGACUCGACUGUAUCUUCGACCUCCAGUUAUGGAAUAUUUUAUCAUUACAGUAUUCCCCGUAUUUAUGUUAUUUAUUAAAAUAAUUUAUAAUUACAAGUGAAUUUUCAUUAUAUAUUAGAUCUGUUUUCUUAUUCAUCUUUUGUCUUAUUUUGUGUGUCCAAUGAACGACAAGACAAUAAAAUAUAUAAAAAUAUGAAAUAUGUGACUAUCAUGAAAAAGGAGGUGGAAGAAAUAUUGACAAAUAGACUGUAAGCAAAUGCAAAGUUGCUUUCUUGCCCUUUCAGAGGAACAAAUAAAUAA